AUGCAUCACCCAGAUAAAAACGGGAAUGACGGUUCAGAGAAGACAUUCAGGGAGAUAGUUGAAGCAUACACACUGCUCUCCAACAAGGAAAUGAGGAGACUCUAUGACACUCUGGGCCAUGACACCUUCAUGAAGAACAAGGCCUUUUUGGACUCCUCGAAUAAAGAUGAGAAGAAACUCGACUUCAGUUUUUUAGACAUGCAUGAUAUUUUUGGUGAUGAGAUGAACUUCCACUGGCACUUCUCUCAUGAUGGGCAAGAUAAGGAGUGUAAUUUACAUUUGGUUUUACAGGAAGAAGUGAAAGAAGAGGCGCCUUGUCUGAGCGUUCAUGGUCAUAGCGUCAAGGUUACAGAGGUGCUGCAGGACGGGGAUGGACUUACCUUUUUAAUAGUCUCACAAAAACUGUCUGGCACAGGGGAGUACCAUGUUGACCGGACAUAUGAAGACUUUGAAUGGCUGCAGCAGCAUUUAUUCAAUCAAGAGGACGUACCUGGGAUACAGGGAGUCAUAUUUCCUCCUCUUCCUGCUAAAGCUCAGACGAACACACCAGCAAAGGCCAUCAAACAGCUUGGCUUCCUUGCUUUGGGAGAGCUGCGGCCAUACUGUACAGCAUUGGAGAACUUCCUCCACCAGGUGGCAGCACACAACCUACUCAGAAAAAACAAUGCUCUGGAAAUCUUCCUCACCAGCUCUGAUCCGCCAGGUCGACAGAGAGCCCGGAAAAACAUUUUUAAUCGUUUGAGUCAAGCGGUGGAAGAGAUGAGAAAAGAAGGCCACAAGGAUAUUGAUGAGUUCUUUCAGACCAAACGGGACGUCAGUCUCGCUUUAACCACCAGCACCAAAACCGCAGUGGAUAAAUUCCUUGAUGUGGUGCUAGCCGAGCAAAAAAUAGCUGUGGCCUGUGGGCACUUUGCAACUGCCCUGCAUCUGUGUGUAGAAUCGGGGGAUGAUCCAGACAAAGCAGCUUUUUCGAAGAUUUGUAUAAAACUAUCAGACAUCUUUGAGUCAAUGAAGAAGGGUAUGGCAAGUGUUGCCGAUAAUGAUUUGAGCACUCUCGGACUUGGCCUGGAUCUCAAGUUACGCUAUCAGGAAGCAGAAAAAGAAAUGCUUUUCAGAAGGACCUGCAAACUAGUGGAGUUGGAAACUGCCAGAAAGAACGCAGAGAAGGCCAAGCCAGUAAAGAAGGCUGCUUUGGAGGAGGUGAAGAAAGCAGCAGAGACAGAGUUUAAUCACAUUUGUGAAGUUGCAAAGCAGGAGAUCGAGCACUUCGAGAGUGCGCGUGUUCAGAUGUUUCGGCAGGCUCUGGUGAAGUGGUGUGAAAAGCAACUUAACACAGCCCAGGAAAUUGCUGAGCAGUACGAGCAGCACCUCCAGACCUUCAGAGGGAUGUAG
This is a messenger RNA of Nerophis lumbriciformis (worm pipefish), 1392 nucleotides long. The record is from RefSeq and is a predicted model, not a curated record. NCBI's taxonomy places the organism in Eukaryota, Metazoa, Chordata, Actinopteri, Syngnathiformes, Syngnathidae.